AUGGCCCUCUACAAAGCCGCGAUCGUACUUGGCACGCUGUCGGGAGCGCUCGCAGCCCCGGCGCCGGCGGCCGCUCCUGGUCCACACCCACAAAUCACGCCUGCUCCCGUCCUUUCUCAGCAGGAAUUAGAGAGACGAUUCGAUAUUGGUAGCUAUGUGGACAGUGUAAUCAGCGGCAUCGGCAGCGAUGUCUCGAGCUUCGUCGCGUCCGGUGUGCCGCAGUACUUCAAUGAUCUUCCAACUGGCACUGCAGUGGAGAGUUCUUUGGGCAUAUCUAGCAGUGAUCUCGCUGCCAAGCCGACCCAAGCGCUGAAUGUUCCGGCAUAUGCAAACUGGACAGAUCAAGGAUGGAAUGUCCGGGUCCAUGGAAACAUCUUCAAGCAGCCAGACAUCUCGGAGCAAAAGCUGAACGACCUCGCGAACGUUUUCCUGAUUGAUGUCGAUAUCAAGGAUCUCCCUCAAAACCAGCAGAACCAGGCGAGGAACAUGACCUCCGAGAUAUUCGUCGUGCAACAGGAGAACGUCGCAGUCACGGUGAACUUCGUGAAUGACGUGAGUGUUGAGCCGUCCCACGACAGCGGUGCAGUCAAUGCAGCUGGCGGAGCUCAGACAAUUCACAUGCCACACAAUACGACGGAACAGGGCGAUUUCGACGCAUUCGUCGUUCUAAAGAACACUACGGGACCGCUCGGUGCCUACAUGAUUCCAGGAGAUGUCUCAGAUCGCAUCCAGACGCUGAACAUGUACGUCGAGGGUACCAACACGGGCAAUGCCACAGCAUGGCUUGUACCCGACGAAGGAAUCACAAUUCUUUCGGACAUUGAUGAUAUUCUUCGCAUCACCAAGAUCUAUGUGCCAAAGGAAGGGCUGCUAAAUUCGUUUGCCCGUCCUUUCACGCCUUGGAUGAACAUGCCUGAGAUCUACGCCAAUUGGUCAAAAACCGUCCCCAACUUCCAUUUCCACUACCUUACAACGACUCCCGAGCAAGUCACGAAGAAUUAUAUGGACUUCAUCUAUAAGACAUAUCCACUGGGAUCUUUCGACACGAGGCCACUUAACUUCUCAGACGCCUCGGCGACUCUGUCAAUCCGGAAGUUCCUGCUAGACAAGAUCUUCCAGACGUUUCCGAAGCGGAAGUUCAUCCUCGUUGGCGACACCACCAACUCCGAUGUCAUGAAGGCUUACCCACAGCUUGUGACGGACUAUCCCGGACAAGUCCAGUGUAUCUUUCUGCGCAACACUAGCAACACUGAUUCGGAUGAUCUGUUCCCGUACGACACGUCUGGCUUCAAGAACAUACCUCAGGAGCAGUACAUGUUUUUCAAUGUUCCAGACGACCUGACGCACCUCGAUAUAGUAAACGGGCAGUGUUACAAUCAGUCCAUCAAGCAGAACGUCAGCUUUGAGACACAGGGUCCUUUUGGUCUAGGCGAUGAGAACGCGGCAGGCUCGCUGGCGCCGCCUGGCUUCCUUGGUAGCUUGGGCACGUGCAUUGGCUUGAUGUUGAUGUUGGCGGCUGCCCUCUUGUAA
Molecule: messenger RNA, 1530 nt
Organism: Phaeoacremonium minimum UCRPA7
Lineage: Eukaryota; Fungi; Ascomycota; Sordariomycetes; Togniniales; Togniniaceae
Exons: 2
Coding region: 1-1530 (509 amino acids)
Cellular component (GO): actin cortical patch
Molecular function (GO): phosphatidate phosphatase activity
Source: RefSeq, a predicted model, not a curated record